Messenger RNA from Acanthocheilonema viteae, 762 nucleotides. The record is from the annotation of a GenBank genome assembly. NCBI's taxonomy places the organism in Eukaryota, Metazoa, Nematoda, Chromadorea, Rhabditida, Onchocercidae.
AUGCGGCUUUAUGCGUCUUCAAUACGAAGUGCUGCUGAUGCAAUGUGGUUAGGUCGAGUUACCUAUACAGAUGGAUUAAAACAGCAAUGCUAUUAUGUUGAUAAACUGCUUGCUUCACGGAAAAUGAAAUCUGAUUUGAAGAAGAGCUACUUAUUGUUACUGGAACAUACACCUGUUUAUACUGUUGGCAUAAGGCACUUUCAGUAUAAUGAAGAUGAGGAAAACCGGUUGAAGAAAUUGGGAGCUGACUUUUACCGGACCAAACGAGGUGGACUCAUCACAUUUCAUGGCCCUGGCCAGCUUGUUGUUUAUCCUAUUAUUGAUCUUCAUCUAUUAAAUGUAAAAGGUCCCGACCAGAACUCCACUUUUGUAGGUGUUCGGCGUUAUGUGCAUCUUAUUGAAGAGGUAGUCAUCAAAACUGUGCAUAGUUUCGGCUUGCUGGAUGCAGGUCGAUCAUCCAAUACAGGAGUUUGGCUAGCGAACGGUAUGAAAAAAAUAGCGGCGAUUGGUAUAAAUGUUUGUAAUGGCAUUGUUAGUCAUGGUUUAGCGCUUAACUGUAAUACAGAUUUGAAUUGGUUCCGUCAGAUUGUACCUUGUGGUUUAGUUGGAAAGCAAGUUACUUCUUUGACACAAGAGUUGGGAAGAAAUGUUUCAGUCAAUGAUGUUUUUCCAAUUUUGUGCGAGAAAUUUACCGAAGUAUUCCAUUUUGAUGUAAAAAUUCGUAGUCCGGAUAAGUUUUGUGAAAAAGAUUUUCAGCUUUGA